Molecule: messenger RNA, 2049 nt
Organism: Cylicocyclus nassatus
Lineage: Eukaryota; Metazoa; Nematoda; Chromadorea; Rhabditida; Strongylidae
Source: the annotation of a GenBank genome assembly
AGAAACGGCCUUGUUAUGCGGGAGACGAAAGUGUUUUGGCUACUUGCCACUCAUCCCGUUCUAGUGAUGGCCGACACAUGUCUAAGUCAACCACAACUUGUCGGAGUGAUAUUCGGCAGCGUUGGUGCUACCUUAGCGAUAUGUCUUGGACUUGCUGGCGUGUUCUGGUUUGUUCUGCGGAAAACUGAGGAUCGAAAAACUGUUGAAACAGCAGCAUAUACGAAUGGCGAUAUUGAAGGCAAGCACUGUGGAACUCAAGCAAAAGUUUCGCAGAAGGAUCAGGUAACAAUGAUCGAUUCAUUCAAAUUACCUCGAAAGUUACUAGAUACGGGCACUCAAAAAUCAUUUUCUGUGGAGAAUGUCAACGAGGCAAAUGGUAAAGUGGGCGUUUUGCUGCAAAGCGAAAACCCUUCUGGAUUUGGUAUGACAAUCCAGGGCAAUAUGAAUGAGGGCAUUUAUGUGAAAGAGAUUGUGCCAAUGGGUGCCGCCUACCAGACUGGAAAUAUCCUACCUGGUGACCGUAUAAAAACACUAAGCAUCUGCUUUGACAACAUGGUCUAUGAAGAUGCACUAACUCUACUCAGCUACGCAUCACCGUAUAGGGUCAAAUUCGAACUCGAACGAAAGAUUGAAACUCCACCACCGAUGGAAGGCGAUUAUGGCAAUGCUCGGCUUCAUCCGCUGUUCCGAAGUAAUACGCUAACACACAUUCAGUUCAAUCCGAUCAGCUCUCCAUCACCACGCACUUCCUCUGAUGACGAAACUGAAAAGAUGCACGAAACACCUCCACCUAAGGAAGAAGAAAAAGUCGAGCCAAUCGUGGAAGAGCCAGAGUCUCCAAAGCCUGAUGACAUAGAAAUGGUGGAGCAGAAAACAGCGGAAAGUGCUUCUCCUGAACCGCUGGUCACUAAAGUCAUUAGCGAAGUUGCUGACAGUACUACUAUAGAUACCGACUUGUCAAAAAUGGAAAGCAGUGAUUACGCUUCUGACAACACUUCUGAAUAUAGAGAAAGCGAAUCGGAUUGUGGUAACGGUAGUCAACUAAUGCUGUCACCACAAAAUUCUCAACAUACUAUUAGCGAUCGGGUCGAGAUCACUGACGUCAUCGCUGACAAACCAAUGGCGUCACCGACACCACCACCUCCAAAGGUGGAAUACUGUAAAGAGCUACCUCCAAAACCAAAACCAAUUACUUCAAGGUCACCAUCGCCAAAAUCAAAGCUGUUGACAAAAUCGCCUUCUCCGGUGCCUCCAAUCAAAGAAGAAAACAAUGAAGCACCAGCAGUUCCAAACAUGCCACCACCAGCAAAGAAGAACACUAAAAUACCAUCAGCGCCAGCCACACGAACCCCUGAAGGUGGCCCUCCUGAAUUUACGGAGGUCAGAACUUCUCGCAUCCCGAAACGAGGAGACAGCAUCAAAACACCAAUCAUCGAGCGAAAGCUUCCGGCAUUGCCAAAAUCGGUUACUCACCGGAGUCAAAGCGCUGAAGAUAAAGAACGAGCGGAUGUGUGGAGUAGACUCUACCUGGACAAAAAAGCCGGUUUGAAGAAGACGCGAGAAAUUAGACCGCCGACAAGGUUUAACAGCGAGCAUGAGAUCACAUCCACAGUUACAAGCCCACCAAUAUCGCCUCCGAAUCGGCCUACAACUACUGAUCUAAAAUUCAGUACGCUCGAUCGUGAACGAAGAGAACGUCUUGCAGCCAAUCAAAAUGUACUUGAUCGACAAACGGAAGAAUUACGAAAGCUUGGUGUUCUGUAAAAUAACUCUAUUCCUCAUUUCUGUGAAAUUAUGUACAAUAUCGAAUGAUUGAUCUAAACAUGUCACUCGAAAUACGGAGCCUUAUUUAUUGUGAUAUUUUUAGCGUUUAUUUGAAAGAACUGCCUCGCGAUGACUUCCAGUACUUAGCCUGCCUUUGAUUGUGUAGGUGCUCUCUUUCCCGCAUAUUUCCUAUUUCUGAAUGUAUGUUUUUGAUUGUUACUUUGUAUUCCAUGGAACAUGCACUUACAUCCGUUUGUCAUUGUUUAGUGAUGAUUGCCUUUAUUG